This is a messenger RNA of Panonychus citri (citrus red mite), 1030 nucleotides long. RefSeq names its product ARL14 effector protein-like. NCBI's taxonomy places the organism in Eukaryota, Metazoa, Arthropoda, Arachnida, Trombidiformes, Tetranychidae. Gene Ontology annotation, cellular component: intracellular membrane-bounded organelle. The transcript has a single exon. The record is from RefSeq and is a predicted model, not a curated record. Bases 254 to 676 code for a protein of 140 amino acids.
UGUUGCUUUUAAUCAGCGCUAUCUAGCAACGAAUCAGUUAACUGGUAGUGGUUGUUUGUAAUUUUUUAAUUUUAAUUUCAGUUAACUUGUUGGUAAUUUUUUCCAUCAAUUGUUGUAAUUUGUUUCUUUAUUGCUGUUUUAUUAUUCUCUUUUUAAUUUGGGCUUUGAUUAAAUGGCUUUUGUUUAGUCUGUUUGGAAAACCACAAGAAUUGGUUGAUUGUUGAGCCAAGGAUUACCAAAGAAGCGUAUAAAUAUGCCUUCUCAUGGAACCAGUCCAGUCAAUAGUGCUGGUAAUUCAUCUAAUGCUGGUGAUAGAAUUUUAAGAGAAUUAGAGCUUGGAAGAAGUCGAUUUAUGGAAGAUUUUCAGCCUGAGAACAGUCGUCGUGAAAGACGAAAACGUCGAUUAGAAGGAACAACAUCAACAUUCAACCCUGUCCAUUCAUCUAAAGCUGUUUACGAUGAGAAAGGUGUUCACAUUGAGUCAGGACGUGAUCUAUGUGAUUGUCUCUCUGUUGUUUGUCCUGGUUGUCAUUUCAAUUGUCCCAAGUGUAAAUCACCAAAAUGUGGAGGAGGAUGUCGAGCAGGUCGCACUUGGUGUUAUGUUCAAGCAGCAACCGAAUCAAUUGAUUCUACCGAAUACUCAAGUAUCAAAAAGAAUUUUUUCAAUAAGGAUUGAAAAGAAAAAGAAACACUAACCAAAAAAAGUUCUAAAAACCAAAUAUGAAUUGAAAUUCCAAAAGAAAAUUUUUCUACUAUUGAAUAAACUGGUUACUAUUUGUUCCUGAGAACCAGAGGAGAGAGAUUGGCGAUACAUUAACGCAAUUGUUUAAUUAACUGUGCCAUCAAAGGUCACUAUUGACGGAAAAAGGUGCGGAGAACCUGAGACAAUCAAAUUGCCACACAAUGAAUAUUAAGCGUCGAUAGUAAAUCAACCCCGUCUUUCGCGAAUAGUUUGAAUUUCAUUGCUAAAUUUGUACGUUCUAUGUCUUAAAGGUGUUAGCCGUCAUUAGAAUGUUGAAUUAAUUGUUGA